AUGAUGCCAUUGGCAACCUGGUUUGGGCUUACAUAUUUUCCAGGUGGCCAAGUGGCGUUGAUAUGUUACGUGAAUGCUUUAGUCCACGCUGUUAUGUAUAGCUAUUACCUUAUAGCCGGUCUUGGCAAAGAAUACAAAAAAUAUUUAUGGUGGAAAAAGUAUCUCACAAUGAUGCAAUUGGUACAAUUUUGUAUAUUUAUUAUUCAAGCAACACUAAGUCUAUUUUACGACUGUGGAUUUCCAAUAGUUUUGAAAAUGGUGACAAUUAUUUAUGCGGCAACAUUCAUAAACUUAUUUGGGCGAUUCUACUACAACAGUUAUGUCAAACCGAAUAAAAGUAAUAGCGUACAAAAUGGAAACUCUAAAGUUAAAACUGUCAAAGUACAU
This is a messenger RNA of Brenthis ino (lesser marbled fritillary), 387 nucleotides long. Lineage: Eukaryota; Metazoa; Arthropoda; Insecta; Lepidoptera; Nymphalidae. The record is from the annotation of a GenBank genome assembly.